UCUCCAGGAAAUCUGCAUUGGCAAGGGCUGACAAGGAACAGUGAGUGAACCUGACCCUGGCACCUAUCUACUCUGGAAGGUGCUGUGAAUAGGACAUUUUUGAGGCUGCAGAGAUGGGAGUUGAAUGCUGGAGAAACACCCUGCUGCUGCUGGCUGCCCUGGUCCUGGCAGCCAAAUUGGGUCACUUUCAAAGGUGGGGAGGCUUCCAGGAGAAGUCCGUGAGCAAGAAAAACAUGAAUUCAACACUCAAAUUCUUCAUUGAAAACUACAACAAUGUGAGCAAUGACAUGUACUUAUUUCGAAUAGACAAGCUACUUCAAAGUCAUAUGCAGCUGACAACAGGCGUGGAGUAUCUGGUCACCGUGAAGAUUAGCCGGACCAAGUGCAGGAAGAACAGCACAAAAAGUCACUCAUGCCCCAUUCAAAGCGGGAAGAAUUUGAAAAAGAGUUUCAUUUGCAAUUUUUUGAUGUACACCGUGCCCUGGAUGAACUAUUACCAACUUUGGAAUAACUCCUGUCUAGAGGCCUAAAUAGGUUUGUGCAAAGAUCCUUGAUGAAACCUUAGACGGGUGUGCUGUGCACUUUCUAUUAUAGACUUCUGGAAGUACGUCAUUGCCCUCAGCCAGACCUCACAACACACACAUUCACAUACAAACACACACAAACACACAAAUUCAUAUCCACUCACACUCACCCAGUGGUCUUUAGGGGCUGGUUCAAUUUAAGCAAGAAAGUUGUUAAGUCUCUGGGGGAAUCUCAUAAUUUUUUCUACUUCAACCCGUGUCUCUGAGGCUUUUCAUUAUUGAGGUACAUCCUGACCUCUGGCCUGAGCUUGGGGGAGGUCUGUUUCUUCCCCAUGUACAUACAACUCUGUGAUUGACACAUUUCUUUUGAGUGUGUCCAGGGUCUUCAAUACCAACCCCCCAGGAUCAGCAAUUCACUAGAAGGAUUCCCAGGACUUAGCAUAGAGUCCUACUAAUAGCUGUGAUUCAUUACAGUGAAAGGACUCAGAAUAAACUUUGCAAAAGAAGAACUAGAGUGGAGAGAUGAGCCUGGUGACGUUGUUCAAAAUCCUGAAUCACGCUGUUGGGUGGAUGAUGUUUAUUCUCCAUCUCUAAUGUGCCAUCCAUGAAAGAGGACACCCUUAACAUAGCAUUCUUGAUUUCCACAAUAAUUGCUUUCCUGGAGGAAUUAAUCUAAUUCAUCUAAUUUGGAGGAAAAUGUGGACAUUGUAGCCCAGGUCCUACUCCUUCCCACUGGGGGCACACAUUUUCCUUGGCAACUUUGGGAAAGUAAUCUCUUUGUGAAGAUACCUGCUCUGGUCCAGAGUUGCUAAUGCUGGGGAUGUAAGUCUAAUUCUAGGGUUUGGUAUUAGAAAGUUCACUUGCCUAUAAAAAUAAGGCACAUCUCCUAAGAGCAACAAAGUCCUCAUCAGCAACGAAGUCCGCUUAUCUUUUUUUAUUUACUUGUAUUAUUUCUUGGUGUUUUGUCAAUAUCUGUUGUCUGUUCAGUUAAGUAACUUAGAGCUUCUUUUCUACUCCCUCUGCUUCUUCCCAGUGUCUCUGUUUUGUUUUAAAAUCUAAAGAAUCCUAACUGAUGUGAGGAUGGGGUUGAAGUUCUGCUAU
Messenger RNA from Phyllostomus discolor (pale spear-nosed bat), 1625 nucleotides. It is a transcript of the gene CSTL1, whose product is annotated as cystatin like 1. The coding region runs from base 114 to 530 and encodes 138 amino acids. NCBI's taxonomy places the organism in Eukaryota, Metazoa, Chordata, Mammalia, Chiroptera, Phyllostomidae. The transcript has 3 exons. Gene Ontology annotation, molecular function: cysteine-type endopeptidase inhibitor activity. The record is from RefSeq and is a predicted model, not a curated record.